UUCUAAUUCCUUAUUCGCAAAGCAUAUACCAUAGCGUUCAAAAAAAAGUCACAAAAUCAUAAAUCUCCUGCUGUACAAUUGCAAAGCAACAACCUUUGAUAGAUACUUGUUGUCUUUCAGAGGAGACCUCAUCCCUCCCUGACCCUUUCUGACCAUCGGAAAUGGCGUCCCGGCGAUUACCCAUCUUAUUAUUUUUCUUCCUCUACCUUAUAGUCUCUUCUCAGUCCCUAGAAUUUGGGCCACACAAGAAGAAGCUCAAAAUCGACGGACCCAUUAAAACCAUAGUCGUCGUGGUCAUGGAGAACCGUUCCUUUGACCACGUUCUCGGCUGGCUCAAAUCUACCCGGCCCGAAAUCGACGGCUUGACUGGCAAUGAAUCGAACCGGAUUCUAGUCUCUGACCCGGAGUCGCCGGAAGUAUUCGUCUCCAGCGACGCACUGUUCGUCGAUUCGGAUCCUGGUCACUCGUUCCAGGCGAUCCGGGAGCAGAUAUUCGGGUCGAACGACAGCUCGAGGUCGCCGUUGAUGAAUGGGUUCGUGCAGCAGGCGACGAACAUGAGUGAUAGCAUGCCAAGAACCGUCAUGAGCGGGUUCAAACCGGACCUGCUACCGAUUUACACCGAGUUGGCGAACGAGUUCGCGGUGUUCGACCGGUGGUUCGCUUCGGUGCCCGCGUCGACUCAGCCGAACAGGUUCUACGUCCACUCGGCGACCUCACAUGGGGCCAUGAGUAACGUACGGAAGGACCUUAUCCAUGGGUUCCCUCAGCAGACGAUCUUUGACUCUCUGGACGAAAACGGCCUCACCUUUGGUAUUUAUUACCAAAACAUUCCCGCUACCCUCUUCUUCAAGAGCUUGAGGAAGCUGAAGCACACCUUGAACUUCCAUAGCUAUUCCUUGAAGUUUAAGCAACAUGCGAAGCUGGGUAAGCUUCCCAACUAUGUGGUGGUGGAGCAGAGGUACUUCGACGUGGACUUGUUCCCGGCCAACGACGAUCACCCCUCGCACGACAUGGCCAUCGGGCAGAGGUUCGUGAAGGAGGUGUACGAGACUCUGAGGGACAGCCCGCAGUGGAACGAGAUGGCUCUGUUGAUUACUUACGACGAGCAUGGUGGGUUCUAUGACCACGUACCUACGCCUGUCUCCGGCGUGCCGAGCCCAGACGGGAUAGUUGGGCCCGACCCCUUUUACUUCCGGUUCGAUCGGUUAGGUGUUCGGGUCCCCACCUUCCUGAUCUCGCCGUGGAUAGAGAAGGGCACCGUGAUUCAUGAGCCAGAUGGACCAACACCAGAUUCACAAUACGAGCAUUCUUCUAUCCCUGCAACUGUAAAGAAGCUUUUCAAUCUGGAAUCAAACUUCCUGACCAAGAGGGAUACAUGGGCGGGUACUUUUGAGAACUACUUUUACCUUCGUGACACUCCACGUCAUGAUUGUCCAGUAACCCUUCCAGAAGUUAAGAGGUCAUUGAGGCCAUGGGGACCAAAAGAAGACGCAAGCCUGUCAGAAUUCCAGGUUGAACUGAUCCAGCUCGCAUCCCAGCUCAAUGGUGACUAUAUCCUGAAUACUUACCCAGAUAUAGGCAAAAGCAUGACAGUGGGUGAAGCCAACAGGUAUGCAGAGGAUGCAGUCAAGAGGUUCUUGGAAGCUGGAAAGGCUGCUCUCAGAGCUGGAGCUAAUGAAUCUGCAAUUGUUACAAUGAGACCUUCCUUGACUAGCCGAAAUAUGCUUAGAGAUCAUGGUCACUACGUAGAGAGCCAGUGAUAGAUUUGUCUUCACAGAUCCAGUAGAAUUUGCACUCAUGUAUGUAUGUAUUUUGUGUAGCUCUUAACGACAAUGAGGCGAACCAUUUCGCUCAAAGCUUUCCCAAUUUGUUACUGUUGAACACCAUUGUAGCGCAUGGGAAUCAGCUACUGUAAUACGCAGCUUUGUGUAUAGCAUCUUAUAGUACUGGCAUGCAAAUUAAAA
This is a messenger RNA of Juglans microcarpa x Juglans regia, 1964 nucleotides long. Its product is annotated as non-specific phospholipase C1-like. The transcript is spliced from 3 exons. Gene Ontology annotation, molecular function: hydrolase activity, acting on ester bonds. The coding region runs from base 162 to 1760 and encodes 532 amino acids. Gene Ontology annotation, biological process: phospholipid catabolic process. NCBI's taxonomy places the organism in Eukaryota, Viridiplantae, Streptophyta, Magnoliopsida, Fagales, Juglandaceae. The record is from RefSeq and is a predicted model, not a curated record.